Messenger RNA from Jaminaea rosea, 2825 nucleotides. RefSeq lists its product as hypothetical. Gene Ontology annotation, molecular function: phosphatidylinositol-3-phosphate binding. The coding region runs from base 143 to 2359 and encodes 738 amino acids. The record is from RefSeq and is a predicted model, not a curated record. NCBI's taxonomy places the organism in Eukaryota, Fungi, Basidiomycota, Exobasidiomycetes, Microstromatales. Gene Ontology annotation, biological process: intracellular protein transport; retrograde transport, endosome to Golgi. Gene Ontology annotation, cellular component: retromer, tubulation complex; endosome. The transcript has a single exon.
ACACAUUUGCCCUCCCCUGCUUCACCGCACCUCGACCGGCAUGGAGGCAGUCAUUGGCGGCGGCGGAAGCAGUGAUGGUGGCCUACAACCACGCCCAUCUGCGCCCGUGCGACACCAACCACGCCCUGCCACGACGCAUACAAUGGAGCGUGGCCCCUCUUCCUCAUCAACGCCUGCUCCUCCGCAACCUCCACGUCCUCCGCCUCACCUUCGCAUCCGCGUCCUCUCUCUUCAGAAGCGCAGCAGGGACCUCUGCGUCCAGCUCGAGGCCAGCACAAAUCUCCCAGCAUAUCGUCGCUCCCAUUACCCACCCUUCACCCGCACUCUCCGCGAGCUAGCACUCUUCGCCCUCUCCCUAUCAGUGCACGUCCCCACUCAUAUCCUCGCCGCCUUACCACUCCCCACUCCUGGACUGCUCGCCACCAUUGGCAAUGAUGCCUCUGUCCAUCCCACCUCGCUACCAGAGGGAAGGCUGCUCUGCUUUCAUCUCUCGCGCUGGUUGCAACGCCUCGUUGCGGAGCCGGCGCAUAGAGAUCACGCCGAGACGCGCAACUUUGUCGAGGCAGACUAUAGCUAUCACCCACUAGAGCCAAUGGAAGAUGGCGGCGCGAUGCCUCUCGUUGCCAAACGAUGGCAUGCACUAAUGGCGCAACAGGCGCAUGAUAGGGCAGCCGCCGCUGGUGGAGGCAUGACGAUUGAUGUUGGCGUAGGGCUGGGCUUACCCAGUGGAGUCGUCGGCACGACAGUAGGUGGCGGAGGGACAACUAGCAACGGCAGUAGCUCGAGCGGUGGUAGCAGCUUCUUCGGCAUCUCUCUAGGCGGAGGCAAGAGCUCGUCCUCGUCCACAGGGACAGGCGGCAAAGGCCUCUCCCUCUCGCGCAACGUACACGAUGAUGACGAGGACCUCGUGUCAGCUCGCAUGGAAGUCACACGUCUCGAGCUCCAAUUCAGUACCGCAGCUCAAAAGGGCCAGAAUUGCGUUGCCGCCCGCACCUCACGCCUCUCAACGUCAACCGCAGCCCUCUGCAACUCAUUGCACACCUGGGCGGGCGUAGAGGCCACUCGACCACUCUGCGCCGGUGCUGGCCUGCCCUCCCACUUGGAGACAUUAGCAAAAGCUCUCGCUGGUCCAUUGGACGCAGUGACGCGCUCCUCUUGCCAGACAGAAGGCUUGACCCUUCUCUACCAGCUAGCCUACCAGGGAAAGAAUGCUCGAGCGGCCAAGGAAGCAUUACUCGCGCGCAAUGCGCUCGUCGAAGAGCAUUACGAAGCCUCUAAACGCGCUCUAGUCAAGAAGCGCGACGUCGAAUCUUUGAAAAUCAAGAUGGGCUCUCAAGCUGCACAUCAUGGUUCAGGUUCCUCCAACUCUCACCUCAUCACGCGCGAUCGCAUCGAAGUCGCAAUCGACGACUUUGCCGAUUCCGCACGCUAUGCUGCCCACCUGCGGCAAUUAUUGGGCGAUCUCUCGGGUCAGAUGCAUGAGUCUCUGCGCGCACACAGUCGAUCUGCGCAUGCUGAUGUAAAGCAGAGCUUGCAGGAGCAUGCGAGGGGAAUGGUGAGGAGCUUGAGAAGGGAGAUGGACGUGUUGAGGAGGGUGAGGGGGGAAUUAAGGGGAGAAAAGGUGGAGAAGGCUGGAAAGGGCGGGGUUCUGCCCGGAGACGAGGAGGGGGAGGGGGAGGAGGCGGACGAAGCGCUGGUUGGACAUCCAUCGUCCUCGGUGGCUGGAAGCUCCCCACCGCCAUCGUCAACACCAGCGCCCGCCACGGUGUCGAGCAAUCGCGACUUUUCUCGAGGUGCUCCUGCCCCGCAAUCCGAGGAGCAGCAUGCGCAGCAAGAGUCCUUUGCGGACACACCAGCGCCCAGAAGGAGCACCGAGUCGCCAUACACGUCUCCUCGUCACAGCAUUGAGCAGCAGCGCCCGCCGACCUCAUUCGCAGCCGGACAGCCGCGCCCGCUGUCUCCAUCCCCGCCCUCCCCAGCGACUCAGCAGCGUCCCACCUCUCCACCCGCACCGACCGCUACGCAGAGCAUGUUCCUGCCCCAGCCCUCGUCUCAGGACGAGCAGCCUAGUGGCUUUAGUGCCCAUCAAGGCGGGCAAGGUGGGCUGAACACAUCUCGCUUCAGCGGCGGGCGGCCGAACCCGUUCCUUAAUAGCGGAGCAGGAAUGAGCAACAGUGUCUCCGCCCUGCCACAGUCCGAGAGAAGGGCAGACGCCGAUUCCACUCCCCCACCCAUCUCUACAUUCGGGACUACGCCCCGUAGCGGCCCACCUGGGCGAGGAGGAGGCGCAGCUGGGCGAGGAGGUAGAGGUCGAAUCAGCGCUUCUGAAGCUGCGAGAAGUCUGGGCGGCCGAUUUUGAUCGCUACGACGGUGAGACGUCGUGUAAAAGCAUUUCACGAAUGCGGCGCUAAUGAUUAUGAUUAUGAUGAUGAGAAUGAUGAUACAGUACGUCCUUCGUGUCGAGCGCAAUCGUCGAGAAAAUGUUCGCAAUGGAUGGAAGCAGGCAAUGCCGCAGUAGAGAGGGGCAGGGGGUGGGUGGGGUAGCAAAUGUUCUUUGUACAAGUCUUGGGUGGGUAGGGAAGUGAUUCGUGUUCGGAAGCGGUGCCGCCGCAACCUUCGGGCGCACCUUGCUGAUCUCACCUGUGUCGCUGAGAAUCGCUAGGCUGCCGCGCAUGACUGUUCCUCUCCCACGUCCGUCGUUCCUGCUGUCGCGCCGUGCUCAGUCUUCUCCUCAUGUCGCGUCUCGCCCUGCUCCUGCCCUUUCUCACCCUGCACCUCUUCGUCCUCGCCCUCUUUUCCCUGUGGGAACGCUAUCGAAUUGAAAG